This is a messenger RNA of Aspergillus tanneri, 465 nucleotides long. RefSeq lists its product as uncharacterized. The record is from RefSeq and is a predicted model, not a curated record. The coding region runs from base 1 to 465 and encodes 154 amino acids. NCBI's taxonomy places the organism in Eukaryota, Fungi, Ascomycota, Eurotiomycetes, Eurotiales, Aspergillaceae. The transcript is spliced from 3 exons.
AUGCCUUCGGCUUCAACCUACCCAACAGCAAACUCCUGGCUGAUGCGGUGGCGUUCCUCUGCAAGCUCUCUGCUUGAUGGAUACGGCCAUUUAAAGCUGUCCAAGGUGGGAUAUCCUAAGCUACUGGCAACUGUUUGUAGCCAUUCUGCGCAUGCUUCCAAUUAUGUGGUCUUUUCCCCGUCGGACGAAGAGGACUGGAAGAUUGGGUCUUGCUGGGUUCUGCUGCGGAGGUUCACAGGUUGUGAAGCUGGCACACCUGUCUUCCAUCGAGCGGGGAAUGAGCGUCUUGUAGAUGCGGCUUUCGCUGCUCAUCCGGCUGAUCCUAAGGAACCGGGGGAGUAUGUUGAUGUAGUACGCAAUUUCAACGUUCCGUUCAGCAUGGCUAUUCAGGAUGUAGACUUUGCGAUACCGAAGCAGCAGAUUGCUAUUAUUGAGACGGAAUUGAGACUGAAACUGAACUACUGA